CCACACCAGGUUCCACUGAGGUGUCAUCCUUUUGUUACAACAAUGGCCUAUAGGGGAACUGUGAAACCCAAUUACAAUUCUGAUCCCCAAAAAGAUGCUGAGAUCCUGUACAAGGCAAUGAAAGGCUUCGGGACUGAUGAAAAAGCCAUCCUUGAGCUCCUAACAACACGCUCCAAUGCUCAGCGCCAGCAGAUUAAAGCAGCUUACAAGAACCUGCAUGGGAAGGACCUGGCUGAUGCAUUAAAGUCUGAACUUGAUGGAAAGUUUGAAAAACUUAUUGUUGGCCUGCUAGCUCCUCCCAUUUCUUAUGAUGUAACUGAACUGAGGAAUGCAAUCAAGGGCCAGGGGACAGAUGAAAAAGUGCUGAUUGAGAUUUUGGCCUCCAGGACACCUACCCAGGUCAAAGAGAUCAUCAGUGCCUACAAGCAGGAUUACGACAAAAGCCUGGAAGGGGACAUCACUGGCGACUGCUCGGGAAGCUUCCAGAACAUGCUGGUGGUUCUUCUGCAGGCCAGCAGGCAGCAAGGGGUUAAUGAUGGCACCAUUAAAAGUGAUGCUGAGGCCCUGUUUGCUGCUGGAGAGAAGAAGUUUGGCACGGACGAGGACCAGUUCAUCACGAUCCUCGGAAACCGAAGUGCCGAUCACCUGAGGAGAGUUUUUGAAGAGUACAAGAAGUUGUCAGGUCAUGAAAUUGAGGAGAGCAUCCAGAGGGAGACCUCGGGCAGCCUGCGGGAGGUGCUCCUGGCUGUGGUGAAGUGUGCCAGAAGUGUCCCGGGCUACUUUGCUGAAAGCCUGAAUAAUGCAAUGUCUGGUGUCGGUACAGAUGAUCACACCCUCACGCGCAUCAUGGUGAGCCGCAGCGAGGUGGACUUGUUGGACAUCAGGGCUGAGUUCAAGAAGAAGUACUCAGUCUCUCUGUACUCUAGGAUUAAGAGUGAAACUUCUGGUGACUACAGCAAGACCCUCCUGCUGCUCUGUGGAGGGGACGAUGCAUAAGAACCUCUUUACCGCAGUUUACACUGAAUUAGCUGCUUGCAAAUUAAGAACUAAGACAAGAUUUGGUUAGUUAAAUUUGCGAUGCGCUGCCUAACAUGUCCGUUUCGUCUUGCAAUUUGUUAAGGCUUUGUUAGAUAUUCUUGCCGAAGCAGCAGUUAACGUCUGUGUUUUCGCAUCGAUUGAUGUUCAAGUCGUUAAAUAAAGGAG
Molecule: messenger RNA, 1203 nt
Organism: Scleropages formosus (Asian bonytongue)
Lineage: Eukaryota; Metazoa; Chordata; Actinopteri; Osteoglossiformes; Osteoglossidae
Product: annexin A5-like
Exons: 12
Coding region: 43-996 (317 amino acids)
Biological process (GO): negative regulation of coagulation
Cellular component (GO): vesicle membrane; plasma membrane; nucleus
Molecular function (GO): calcium ion binding; phosphatidylserine binding; calcium-dependent phospholipid binding
Source: RefSeq, a predicted model, not a curated record